ACAAACAUAUAUAAACACUUGCGAAAUUUGUUCUUUCAAAUUAGGUUGAUUACGUCAAAAUGUACACCAAAAUUUUACUAGCUACUUUGUUGGUUAUCCAAAUUGCACAUAUGGUUGCCCUACCUGACCAUUUAAAAGCAACAAUGACUGGUAGUAUUGAUGCAUCACAACUGAACAGGGAGCUAAAACAAUACAUCAACGAACAGAUAAAUCAAGCGUCAAGAACAAGACAAGGAUGUCAGUCUGGAGUCUUUGGCGAGCAUGCCUAUCCAGAGAUCAAAUUUCCAGCUUCAGGAUACAUUACUUUUAACCCACCAUUUACUGCUGUUCCAGCCUUGGUGUACGGCUUAUAUCUGUAUGACUCAUCGAAGAACACCAAUUCCCGACUGGUCACAAACGUUACAAAUCUCUCUAAAUCUGGAUUUAAUCUGAAGAUAAGCACAUUUGCAGGAACUAAAAUGUGGGGAGCUCGUAUUUCCUGGAUGGCUUGUCCUAAAUCAUUUGAAAACUAAUGCAAUUAUCCAAUGUUUGUGUUAAAAUAAAAGAAAUCUUUAUCAG
This is a messenger RNA of Mytilus trossulus (common blue mussel), 558 nucleotides long. RefSeq lists its product as uncharacterized. Gene Ontology annotation, molecular function: carbohydrate binding. Gene Ontology annotation, biological process: cell adhesion. The transcript has 3 exons. The coding region runs from base 60 to 512 and encodes 150 amino acids. Lineage: Eukaryota; Metazoa; Mollusca; Bivalvia; Mytilida; Mytilidae. The record is from RefSeq and is a predicted model, not a curated record.